CCGGAGGCUGGGGUGCUGCGGGUACGCGCGCGCCGACCCCUGGCGCGUUCCAAUCCACGGGCCUGCCGGCCCGGGCCUCGACGACGCGCGCUAAUUUCCGUAUCCGGCUCCGGACGCUUCCGGCCUUAGCUGGACCCAUCUAGGAGGUUAUACCACAAACCUCCAGAUGUUGGUCUGUGGGAUUCAGCAGAGGAUGAAUUUUAUCUCCUCCUCUCAUUGGUAAACUACUCUUCCCAACUGUUCGCCCACCAUCCAUUGUCAUCAUGUCUACCUUACUCCUCAAUCUGGAUUUUGGCGAACCUCCUCCAAAAAAGGCAUUAGAAGGGAAUGCCAAGCACCAAAAAUUUGUCAAGAAGCGGCGGCUCUUGGAACGGAAAGGUUUUCUGAAUAAGAAGAAGCAGCCCCCUAGCAAGGUGCCUAAGUUGCACUCAGAACUUCCAAAGAAAGGGGAAACUCCUAAGGUAGAUGGCGCUUGGAAGGUCCCUCCCCUUCCAAAAAAGAAAAAGACAGCUGCCUCCAGCAGUGGGUCGGAGCAGUCCCUGGACAAGAAAGCUGCAGUGCCUUGGCUGACCCCUGCCCCUUCACAGAAGGCUGGUUCUGUUGUGGCUAAAGUAGAUUUGCUGGGGGAGUUCCAGAGUGCCCUACCAAAGAUUAAGAGCCACCCAACUCGCCCCCAGAAGAAAGGCUCCCAGAAGAACCCUCCUCAGAAGAAUGUCCCCCAGAACUCCACCAACACUCAUUCAGAGAAUAAAUAUUCUGGAGCAUCCCAGAAGAUGCCGAGGAACAUGGUGGCAAUGGACUGUGAGAUGGUGGGCACGGGGCCCAAGGGGCAUGUCAGCUCCUUGGCUCGAUGUAGCAUUGUCAACUACAGCGGAGAUGUGCUUUAUGAUGAGUACAUCCUUCCCCCCUGCCACAUCGUGGACUACCGGACCAGAUGGAGUGGUAUCCGGAAGCAGCACAUGGUGAAUGCUACACCCUUCAAGAUUGCUCGGAGCCAGAUCUUGAAGAUUCUCACAGGGAAGAUAGUGGUGGGGCAUGCCAUCCACAACGACUUCAAAGCCCUUCAGUACUUUCACCCCAAGUCCCUCACCCGGGACACCUCUCAUAUCCCCCUCCUCAACCGUAAGGCUGACUGCCCAGAGAAUGCCACCAUGUCUCUGAAGCGUCUCACCAAGAAGCUGCUGAACCGGGACAUCCAGGUUGGGAAAAGUGGACACUCCUCUGUGGAAGAUGCUCAGGCCACCAUGGAACUGUACAAGUUGGUUGAAGUUGAGUGGGAACAGCACCUGGCCCAGAAUCCCCCAAAAGACUAGUGGCAGUGGGGAUGCUGGUGAUGUGGGAGGCAGAGGCAGCACCGCACCCAGGAGAACAGGGCAGUGGACCAAUGGACAGCUCUUCCAGCUCCACACCUUUGGAAGCUGGAGUUGUUGGGGAGAGUGAGGCUCCACCCCAGACUUAAUAUCCAUUGAAAUUUCACCUCAGGUGUUGUGUUCUGUGUCUGGUUAAGUGUCCUAUGGAAGAAGGAAGCUUCCAUAUAAGAACCCAGCCCUAGGCUGUUUACCUCUUAAAUGGUGCUAACCACAGGUCCCAGGGUGCUUUGCUCCUGGGAAAAAAGCCUUUUGACUUUCAAGGGGCAGGGCAUACUGGGCAAUGUAGUUUUCCAAACUGCCUUAUCACUAGGGUGGCCAUAUGUCUCAUUUUAUGCCUUUUGUUCUCAAGUAAUUAAUAGCAUCCUCUUUCACUCUCAGAAGUAUCCUAUUGGGUAAUAACUUACAUGAUCACAUUACAUCUCACAGACUCUGCUUUUGGCUCAGAGUCUACAUCUAGUCUGUCAGAAUAUCACCUGUUCUUUCCACCUUGACUUCUAGAGAAGCCAUCCCUGGUGAGAUUUAGUUCUCCUUAGGCAAUAGGGUAAGAGAGUGUGACUUGGAAAUCAACUUUUCUGAUUUAGGAAAGCAGUCUCUUUCCUAAAGUGAUAGAGGAUUUAUUUAAUUUAGAUCCCACUUGGUAGUUAAAAAAGAAUUUAAAGUGUUUUUAUGGUAAUUUUUAGUCUUUUGCUUUGCUAAAUGAAGCCUCUAAAAACUCAAAUUAUUCCCUUGAUAAAUUUUUAUAAAGGAAAAA
Messenger RNA from Camelus dromedarius (Arabian camel), 2121 nucleotides. RefSeq names its product interferon stimulated exonuclease gene 20 like 2 (gene ISG20L2). The record is from RefSeq and is a predicted model, not a curated record. Gene Ontology annotation, molecular function: nucleic acid binding; 3'-5'-RNA exonuclease activity. The coding region runs from base 264 to 1313 and encodes 349 amino acids. The transcript is spliced from 4 exons. Gene Ontology annotation, cellular component: nucleus. Lineage: Eukaryota; Metazoa; Chordata; Mammalia; Artiodactyla; Camelidae.